Molecule: messenger RNA, 6323 nt
Organism: Columba livia (rock pigeon)
Lineage: Eukaryota; Metazoa; Chordata; Aves; Columbiformes; Columbidae
Gene: GOLGA3
Product: golgin A3
Exons: 23
Coding region: 1027-5448 (1473 amino acids)
Source: RefSeq, a predicted model, not a curated record
AGCUGUCAGUAACUAUUUUAACAAAUUUGAAGUACUUGAAAUAACUAUUUCUAACAGCUUCUACCAUAUUGUAUUAGUUGGCUGGGUCUAUACCCCAAAGUGAGGUCUGAAUGCCUGGAGAAUAAUUGGUAAGUUCUAUAAACUGUGUUUGGCAAUGCUCCUCUUGACUUGCCAUGGAGGAAGGCAGCGUUGAACUGCAGCCCAGGCCACGUUCUGACUGCCAACACAGGCUGUAAUUAGUAGCUCAGGCUCAGUGUGGUGAUACAUACCGGUUGCUCUGCAGACAAGUAAACAGUAAUGAUGUUAUUUAAUUAAAAAAAAAAAAAUCUGAAUUCCAUACUGCAUUCUAACUGAAGUUAUUGAAACUUAAAUGGCAGAAUGUCCUUGAAAGGGAAUAUAUGUUAUGAAAAUCCAAACUGUAGUUUACAGGUAAAAAUGCUGCUUUUGAUACUGGCUCACUUAUUAAAGUAGAGGCCAAAGAGACAUUUCCAUUAAAAAGGACAGUUAUCUUACAUCAGUUGUCUGGCUGACUAUUAUCUUGUUGCGUCAUUAUGUUGGUGUAUCAAUGCUACUAAGAAAAAAAAGUUCUGAAACUGUUAAAUAGAUCACUACUUAAUCAGAAAAGCUGGAUACUUGUUGUAUUUCAUUGUCUUUGUUAUUAUCCCGUGUCCUGUUCCUGUUUGUUGUAGCUGGGCUGGUGGGUAAUCUGUGCGUACUGUUUGUUUUUUAACUCAUAUUUUCAAAGCUCUAAGAAAUGUUUGUAAAUUCACUACAUUUUGCUUCUAGGGAAUGCGGCUCCUUCGUGAUUACAGUUUUGCCUGCGAGCUGUUUCUGUGAUCUCCUGGAACUAUCGGCUGCCUGCUGCACGCCAACAGCUGUAAAGCUCACACUGUAAAGCUCACAACUGUGCUCCUGUGUAACAUCUUGAUGCCGUUGUUGCUGAUGGAGAGAAACAGGACUUGGUAGUUUACUUGGUGGAAAAUUAUUUGGAAGAAAAACUUUCCAGGGAUCUGGAUUAUUUCUACCAUGGACUCCUCAUCUGUCCAGCAGGGCAUUCACUUGGAGAACAGAAGCAGUAAUGCGGCCCUUAGCAGCUCUGAAGAACUUCUGGAUCAUAACGCCAAGUCACAUUUGCCAGUUACAACAGAUGAAAUUAACACUACCAGUAUUGAUGUCAAUGAAGUGCCAAAUGAAGAGGAAAGUCUGGAGAUAAACAGCAAAGUGGACGCCUACCAGAAUGGCCCAGAGUCGCUCUUCCCCAACUCUCCUGUAUCUUUUGACCCCACCAGCAAUGUGCAGGGUCAGGAGUCGUCCCCAGGCUCAGCAGAGUCUUCACUCCCAUUGGAGAAAGAAGAACAAAUAAGACUUCAAGCCAGAAGACGGCUAGAAGAACAGCUCAAACAAUACAGAGUGAAGAGACAUCAAGAACGAUCUACAUCCAAAACCCGUCCCUCCAGCACCCUAGAUCCUGAGCUGAUGUUAAAUCCAGAAAUCUUGCCAAGAGCUAGCACUGUAGCAAUGACGAAAGAAUACUCCUUUUUGCGGACCAGUGUCCCUAGGGGCCCAAAACUGGGUAGCUUGGGACUUCCAGUAUCCUCGAAAGAGAGAAGAAGUGCAAGAUCUAAGCCCGGUAGAAUCCGAUCUUUGGCUGACUACAGAACUGAAGAAUCAGGCUCCGGAGAUGCUACUGGAAAUUUUGUAGCUACUGAUUUAUCUGGCGGGACUCUGAAGCAAAGCAGAAGUGGUCCAGCAUCAGUUGUUUCUGAGAUUAGUCUGCCCUCUGACACAGAUGAUCGAAUAGAGAAUUCCUCCCUGGCAGGAGAAGUCGUUUCAGAGCUAGAUGGGAGUGAAGCAGGAAUGAGGCUGGAUGGAAAUGAGAGUGACAGCUCUACCUACAGCAGCGUGUCAGGAAGAGGGCUGUAUAACAGCUCACAGAAUGCAGAAGGCGGGCAGGGUAUUCCGUAUACAAUAAAUGGUCAGAAGAUACAUCCCGAUGCAAUGGGGCAAUUUCCUUCCAUCAGUGAGGUGCUACGGGCUGCGGCAGUGGAGCAUCAAGCCCGAGAGCAAGAAGUUAAUGGGGAAGUACGGAGCAGGAGAGACAGUAUUUCUAGCAGUGUUUCUAUGGAAAGCUCUGUCGCAGGAACUCAUGAUGAAAUGUUGCAGGUCCUGAAGGAGAAGAUCAGACUUGAAGGGCAGCUAGAAGCGCUCUCGCUAGAAGCUAAUGAGGCCCUUAAAGAGAAGACUGAGCUACAAGCCCAACUCGCAGCUUUGAACAUGAAACUUGAGGCUCAGGUGGAGCACAGCCAGAGCAGCCAGCGGAAGCAGGAGUCUCUGAGCGCAGAGGUGGCCACGCUAAAGCAGUCUUGCUGGGAUCUGGAACGAGCAAUGGCUGACCUGCAAAAUGCCUUGGAAGCAAAGAAUGCUAGUUUGGCUUCUUCAAAUAAUGAUUUGCAGUUAGCAGAGGAGCAGUACCAAAGGCUCCUGCUGAAGGUUGAAGAUAUGCAAAAAAAUGUUCUCACCAGAGACAGCACAGUGCAUGAUCUGCGACAGCAGUUGGCUUCCUUGCAGAACCAGCUUCAGAAGGUUCAGUUGGAACGGACCACACUGACCAAUAAGCUGAAGGCAUCUGAAACAGAAAUCACGGCGCUCCAGAAUGUGCGACAGUGGUACCAGCAGCAGCUUGUGCUGGCACAGGAGGCCCGUGUCAGGCUGCAGAGUGAGAUGGCCAAUAUACAGGCUGGGCAAAUGACCCAAGCAGGUAUGUUGGAACAUCUCAAACUAGAGAAUGUGACACUGUCUCAGCAGCUAACUGAAACCCAGCACAGAUCCAUUAAAGAGAAGGAACGUAUUGCAGCACAGCUGCAAAAUAUUGAGGCUGACAUGUUGGAUCAAGAAGCCGCCUUCAUGCAGAUCCAGGAGGCUAAAACCAUGGUGGAAGAAGACUUGCAGAGGAAACUAGAGGAGUUUGAGGAUGAGAAAGAACAGCUUCAGAAAAUGGCUGAUUCUGCAGCAAUAUUGGGGCAAGAAUUGGAACAGGUCAAGUUGACUGUGCAUCAGCGAGAUCUGCAGCUUGAAUCUUUACAGCAAGAACACUUGGACCUGAUGAAGCAAUUCACUCUGAUCCAAGAGACAUUGCGCACCAAAGAGCAGUCCCUGGAUGACCUGCAAACACAGUAUGAUGAACUGAAGGCCAGAUUAGAAGAGUUUCAAAGUGACGCUACUUCUAAAGAUGACAUGAUCCAGUAUUUGCAGAAUGAGAAGAUUGUCUUGGAAGUAGCUCUGCAGGCAGCAAAAACAAGCAAAGAGCAACUGGACAAAGGAGCAGCGCGCCUUGGAGAAGAUAGAGAAGUAGCAUCAGAAAUCUUGGAACAGCUGAGGCAAGAAAUGGCAAUCACAUCAAGCCAGGUGGAAAAUCUGCAACAAGAAAAUUCCAGCCUUAAAAAACAGGUUCAAAAAGUGAAGGAACAGUUCCUGCAGCAGAGGGUAAUGGUGGAAGCGUAUCGAAGAGAUGCAAGUUCUAAGGACCAGCUGAUAAGUGAACUGAAAGCUACGAAGAAACGGCUGGACUCAGAAGUGAAAGAAUUAAGACAAGAGCUACUGAAAGUUCAAGUAGAAAAACAGUCACUAGAAUCUGAACAUUCAAAACUACAGAAGGAAGCAUCUCAGGUUCACCAGCAGAUGGUGGAAAUAGAAAAUAAUCUUCGGUCAGUGCAGAAGGAACGAGACGAUAUGGAAACAUGUCUGCAGUCUUUGCAGUUUGAUAAGGAACAAAUGGCAUCUCUUGCUGAGGCAAAUCAGGCAUUAAAACAACAAGUAGAACAAAUGCAAGAAGAAGCAAAAAAGGCCAUUACGGAGCAGAAACAGAAAAUGAAGCGUCUAGGGUCAGAUCUGACCAGUGCUCAGAAAGAGAUGAAAGCAAAACAUAAAGCCUAUGAGAAUGCAGUUGGCAUUCUUAGUCGUCGGCUACAGGAAUCUCUCGCUGCAAAGGAAUCUGCUGAAGCAGAGCUGAGCAAACUAAAAGCACAAAUCACUGACAGUGGAAACAACCGUAUAUCUCAAGAAAGGAUUCAAGCUCUGGAGACAGAAUUGCAAGCGGUUCGCAGCAGUAAGUUGAUGCUGGAAAAAGAGCUGCAAGAAGUGAUUUCACUUACCAGCCAGGAGCUUGAAGAAUACAGAGAGAAAGUGCUGGAACUUGAGGAUGAGCUUCAGGAAUCUCGAGGCUUCAGGAAGAAGAUAAAACGCUUAGAAGAAGUUAAUAAGAAGUUGGCCCUUGAACUAGAGCACGAACGUGGAAAACUUAUGGGUCUUAGUCAGUCCAACGCUGCUUUGAGGGAGCACAACAAUAUCCUAGAAACAGCGUUGGCAAAAAGAGAGGCAGACUUGGUACAACUGAAUCUACAGGUUCAGGCAGUCCUAAAGCGGAAGGAGGAAGAGGACCAGCAAACGCAACAACUUAUUCAAGCUUUACAGGCUUCCUUAGAGAAAGAAAAGGCCAAAGUUAGAGACCUUAAGAAACAGGAAGCGGCUGCCAAAGCGGAUGCCGCACAUAACCGCCGUCAUUACAGAGCUGCCGUGCUUGAGCUCAGUGAAAUCAAGAAGGAGCUACAUGCCAAAGAAACGCUUGUUCAGGCCCUUCAGGCUGAAGUGGACAAACUGCGGGUGGAGGACGAAAAACAUUCCCAGGAGGUAUCAGAGUUUCAGCAAGAGCUUGCCGAAGCCAGGUCUCAGCUCCAGUUUCUGCAGAAGACACUGGAUGACAAGCUUAGUGAACAGCCUGUAGUGAGCCAAGAGGUGGAAGACCUCAGGUGGGAAGUAGAACGGAAAGAAAGAGAAAUUGAAACACUUAAGCAGCAGCUGGAUAUGAGUGAACAGCGCAGCCACAAGGAAUUAGAAGGGAUACAGGUUGUCUUGCAGAAUAUUAAGACUGAGUUGGAAAUGGUGAGGGAAGACUUGUCAGUGACUCAGAAGGAUAAGUUUAUGCUGCAGGCUAAAGUGAGUGAGCUGAAGAACAGCAUGAAGUCGCUGCUGCAGCAGAACCAGCAACUGAAGUUGGACCUGAAGCAUGACAAGAUGAAGAAGAGGAAGGAACUGAAAGGAGAGAACAACUCUUCAAAUCCUGUGACUCCAGUCAAGAUUCCUGAUUGUCCAGUGCCUGCUGCCUUGCUGGAAGAACUGUUGAAACCACCGACAGCUGUGAGCAAGGAGCCUUUAAAAAAUCUGAACAGCUGUCUCCAGCAGUUGAAGCAAGAAAUGGACAGCCUGCAGCGUCAGAUGGAGGAACACACCAUUACAGUACAUGAAUCAAUGUCUUCGUGGACUCAGAUUGAGGGGCAGCUGAUGGACCUUACCUCUACCAGUCCUGCAACUGCAUCAGACCAGGAGAUUCCUACUGUAGAAGAAAAGAAACAGAAUUGUAGUGUUAGUGACAAGGAAGCUUGCACACUAUAACCUCCUUAUUAGUUGUCUUUCUUCCUAUUGAUUUAAGUAUGUUAACAAAUCUUUAUCAAAAUUAUUUAUUUAUUUCAUUUCUAAUAUGGUGUUCAGACUUGUGCUUUUGCCUGUAGAAGCAAAGGGCAUGGUUUUGAGAAAAUGGUGUAAUAAUAAAAGCAUAACAUGCUAUUCCAAGGGUUGGUUUGAAACCUUACCACGAUGAUUCUGUUAUGGUGGGGACUGCCAGGUGGUAAACCUAGCUCAUUUUGGGAUUCAGUAAGAGGUUCAGAUGAAGGUUUAAGAUGAGGCCAAGAGGAGCAUCUGUUUCCGGGUCUGGUUUUGUUCGAUCUGUGUGAGUUUGGUAAGGAAUGACUCUUAAUUAUGUCACAUCUGGGUUUUGGUGGUGUGUGUGUGUUUUUUGUUUGUGUGUGUUUGUUUUUAAUUUGGUGGUGGUGUUUUCCCCUGUCUUGGGUUGUAUCCAAAUCACAGGUAAAAAUAGGUUCUGCUCAUGUUCAGCCAUUAGCAGUGGUUGAGAAUUGGGUAUUUUGAUCAUCCUCUCUCUUCCCUCGUGUCAUCUCUUAUUCUUGAAAUUCAGAUUAUAGAUACCUGUAUUUAAAGAAAAGAAAUUAAUUUGAAGCCAUUUCUAGUUAUGAAGGUGACCUGUGACCUAUGGCAAAAGAAAUAAGACUGUAAAGACAAGCAAUGCAGACCAGUUCCUAUCUUUGACAGAUUUGCCUGGGAUGUUUUCUUAAGUGUCAGCUUUCCUCUUACAGUUGCAGGCCAGUAGGGAACUUUGCUUCACUGCACAAACACUUCUUGCACCUUUUUAGUUCAACUUCUGAAGUAGACACCCUUGAAAAAGGUAUGUGUGUAAUAUAUAUAUAUAUAUAUAU